This is a messenger RNA of Trachemys scripta elegans, 1378 nucleotides long. RefSeq names its product RCC1 domain containing 1 (gene RCCD1). The record is from RefSeq and is a predicted model, not a curated record. Bases 56 to 1183 code for a protein of 375 amino acids. The transcript is spliced from 7 exons. Lineage: Eukaryota; Metazoa; Chordata; Testudines; Emydidae.
GGAGCCGCGCCUCAGUUUCCCCAUCUGACCAAGGGGGCGGGGAGUUGCACACGUCAUGUGGCCGGAAGUCCCUCCCGCUCGCUGUGAUUGGCUGCGGCGCCGCAUGGCGGAACCGGGUCCCCAGCGCGGCUGGUUCGUUUUCGGGUUCCGGGGCUUCGCGGAGCCUCGUGGCGGCGGGGCCCGGCGGGUGGAGCCGGAGCCGGGCGGGAUCCGCCUGGUGCGGCCGGCGUGGAGCUACACGGGCCUGGUGACGGGGCGCGGGCGCCUGGCGCUGCGGGGGUGGCUGGCGGGGGCACUGCCCGGGCACUGCCAGGACCUGCUCCCCUCCGAGAGUCACGUGCUGCUGCUGCGCGGGGCAGCGCUGGAGGCCUGGGCGCGGGGCGCGGGGCUGUGCGGGGGGCCCGCCUGGCGGCGGCGGCUGCACCCAGGGGAGGCAGCCGGGCCCCUGCCCCUGGCCCCUGGCGGCUACGUGACCCCACGGCCGCCCUUCCUGUGCCCGCUGCCGCCGGCGCUGCGGGCCCGGAAGCUGGUGCUGGGCCACGAGCAUGCGGCGCUGCUGGGCCCCGCCGGGACCGUCUACACCUGGGGCUGCGGCAGACAUGGGCAGCUGGGGCACGGGGGGCUGGAGCCUGUGUCGGAGCCCCGGCUCGUGGAGGCCUUGCACGGCGUGCCCAUGGCGGACGUGGCAGCUGGAGGCUGGCAUUCUGUCAGUGUCAGCGAGGGAGGUGAUCUCUAUGUCUGGGGCUGGAACGAAUCCGGGCAGCUGGCAUUGCCUUCCAAAGCACUGGCAGAAAAAAGGCCACCAGCCACAGCCUCUGUCGCCCAGCCUGAGGAACCCGGCUGCGGUGCAGGCAAGGCAGAGCUGAAACUGGUCAGUCACGAGGCAGCCCUGGAUGCUGAAGCAGUUGACUUCAUUUCAAUCCAGGCCUUCCCUGCUUUGCUGGAUCUACCUGAGGGGUCAGAGGUCAGCAAGGUCAGCUGUGGCUCCCGCCACACUGCUGCUGUGACCCGGACUGGGGAGCUCUACACCUGGGGCUGGGGCAAAUACGGACAGCUGGGACACAACGAGACAGCCAGCUCUGACCAGCCAAGACAGGUUGGCUAUUUCCCUGCAAACGGGCUCACGGUGGAGGAUGUGGUCUGUGGCCCAUGGAACACUUACGUCUGUGCUGUGGAGAAGUGAGAAGAGCUGAAAGGGUGGAGAAAGGCUUUGAGACCAUGGCCCAGGACAGCAUCCAGCCCUACCUGUGGCACUGACACGUAGAGACUCAGCCAUACCUGGGCCUGGCGCUGGACACAUGGCUAGGGCCAAAAGUGAUUUCCUUCGCACUGGGCCCCAGUCCAAGAACUCCAAUUAAUCAUCGUUCCUGUGCUCAAA